Molecule: messenger RNA, 9714 nt
Organism: Hemicordylus capensis (graceful crag lizard)
Lineage: Eukaryota; Metazoa; Chordata; Lepidosauria; Squamata; Cordylidae
Gene: KLF13
Product: KLF transcription factor 13
Exons: 2
Coding region: 409-1347 (312 amino acids)
Biological process (GO): regulation of transcription by RNA polymerase II
Molecular function (GO): RNA polymerase II cis-regulatory region sequence-specific DNA binding; DNA-binding transcription factor activity, RNA polymerase II-specific
Source: RefSeq, a predicted model, not a curated record
UGCCUGCAGCAGAAGCCAGCUGCUUCAGCAGCAGCAGCUGAAAUCUCCUUUCACAGCUAACCUGACCAGCCCAGGAUGCGGCUUCUCUGUGACAUCAUAGCCAGAUGUUUGGCAAAGCCACACCCCCGCAGGGGUCUGAAACCAGCCAAGGAGCAAUAACGGACAUGCUCACUUCUGCCGUCAGAAUGCAAUGGCAAAGCUGGAGAGACGACAGGCUUCUUCUCGCGGAGGGUCGUUAAUUCUGUGUCAAGCCGCAAGCUGUUCUGGACGGGGUUUGUUUUGCUUUAUGCUUUCCUUGGAUGCCUUUCCUCUUGGGAAAGGGAGAAGCUGGGUGUGACCCUUAUAAACAAAGUACUUUUCUGGUAGCUGUGAAACCAGCCCUCCUCAGGUCUACAGAAGUGUGCGUGCAUGUAUGUGGGAGUCCUCGGCUGUCAUUUUCUUUUUCUUUUUCAAAAGUUAACACCAAAGGAAAGCUUGCUGCCAACUGAGACACCUCGAGAGGUGUGGAAAAUGGCCAUAGCUGCCUACUUUGCUGCCGAGUGCCUUGUUUCCAUGUCCAGCCGUGCGAUCAUACAUAGUCCCUCAGGGGAGCCAGCUCCUCAGCCUGUCGGGUUAACGGCACCUAUCGCCAUUUCAAAUCGAGACGAGAAACAUGACGUGAAAGAGCUUGGAAGAGACAAUGGAGGUGGGUCCUCGGUGUAUGCCGUGGCCAGCAUCCUGGCAGACCUCAACCAGCACGUUCCAAAGCCUUCCUUGCUUCAGGUGGAGAAGCCGGAGAGCCUCCAAGGAAGGGCGGAACCAAACCCCUCUCCGACGCGUGAAGCAUUUGGGGAAGAAAGUCUCUUGCCGGCCGGCAAGUGUGGAGGAGGAAUUGCAGCCACACCUACCAGCUUGGCGGCAAGGAGUGAACCAAGCCCUAAACAAAGGAGCCGGAGAGGGAGAAGCCGGCCUGACCCCGAAUUACCUCUGAAAAAGCAUAAAUGCCACUAUGUGGGGUGUGAAAAGGUUUAUGGCAAGUCUUCUCACCUGAAAGCUCACCUAAGGACCCAUACAGGUGAGAGGCCUUUUGAAUGCCGCUGGGAAGAAUGCAACAAGAAGUUUGCCCGCUCUGAUGAGCUGGCGCGGCAUUUCCGCACUCACACCGGGGAGAAGAAGUUUGGCUGUCCUCUCUGCGAGAAGCGCUUCAUGCGCAGUGACCACCUGACCAAGCACGCCCGCCGGCAUGCCAACUUCCACCCAAGCAUGCUGAAGAGGAGGAGCGGGAGCAGUUCCCGGACGGGCUCUGUGAGCGACUACAGCCGCUCAGACGCUUCCAGUCCCACCAUCAGCCCAGCAAGCUCGCCGUAGACCUGCCUGCACUGGAUGUUCGCACUUUGCUCUCCUUGUUUAUACAUGUACUUCUUGGAGUUUCAUUUGCAUUGCACACUGCUUUUUUUUUUUAACUCCUUUUCUUUAUUAUUAUUUUUUAAAAAAUACAUUGUCUUCUCUCACUGCAACUCACAAGCAGAAAAUAUUUGGCACAGCAGAACGAACCUCAUUCAUUGAUGGAGCUCUUCCCCAUUUUUCUGCCAGCAAGCCGUUACCAGCCAACAUUAUCUGGACCCCCACGCCCCACAAAGCCUUAAGAAGAUACUCUGGUUGGUGAUUUUUUUAAUAUAUACAUAUUUUUAAAAGACUCUUGCUCAGGUGUCAAAGCAAAUUUUGUAGAAAGAGACUGCAAAACAGGAAUGCCUAUACAGUUCAUUCAACCGGGUUGAAUUUUUUUCCCCCACCUCCUCUCAACUUUCUCAGGGAUAUGUAUUUAUAUAACACAGUGAUGAAGACACACCUUCCUACAGGUUCACUUGCUCAACAGAUUUGCACUCCAAAAAGUAGUGUUGGGUUCUUUCGCACACCAAGGAGGAAGCCAAUAUUGGACUUUGUGCUUGAAUGGUCUGGUUUCACAGUUGGUUUAAAUUCUUUGGGGGAAAUAGGACCUUAUAUGGCAUGCCCCAAGACUAUUUCAUACAGUUGCUCUUUGUUUUUUUUAAAUUUCAUACUGAGAUGAUUCUAUCACACCAGCUUCCUGUUGCAAAAAAAGCUUGUUCGAGCUUGAUUCAUUGGGGUUUUACCCCCAUUCAUUUUCAGGUGGGGUGAGUUCUUUUUAAUUUUUUUAAAAAUUGUUUUUGUAAAAUUUUUGUAAAAAAACAAAGUAGAUGCCUUAAUCAAAAUUUCUAAAUAUAGGGAAAUGUAUUUACACUGGGAAACAGCUUAUUUAAGUACAAAAUGGUAGGAUCGCACUUUUGAGGCAUUAAAACUUGCAAUCCUUCAGGCAAAACUCCAUUGAAAUGAAUGGAGAAUUUUCUGGCAGGAUUGUGCUCAUUGUCCCUCAUUACCUGCACUGUUUGGCUAUUUGGUGGCUAACAAAAAUAGCAUGCAGACUGGAUCAACUUGAACAGUUUUACUGUUUAGUUUCACUUUAAAAAAAAGUGAGGGGGAGGGGCACGUAUCCAAACUGAUUAUGACUUUAUCAAGGUACUAAUUUACUAUAAAGACUCUGGAUUGCAGUAAGCUGAAGACAUUGCUUAAAGACAGAAAGCUUCAAUCCAACACUGCAAUGCUGCCAACGGCCAGUAAGCAAUGAGGAAAAAAAAAACCAAGCAGCAGUAAUGAGAAAACAUUUUAUUCCUGGGGAAAGGAAAAAAAGAAAACCCAUAUCUAGAAAGUGUUACACAAAUGGUGUUUUAGUUCAAUACUGUAGUACGUCCUCCAGCAUCUUAACAUUGUGCAGGGACUGUCUGGAUACAAGAGAACUCCCUGUCCCAACUGGACGCCAAGGAUCCCCAGACUGGCUUCCUACCUUCCUGACCUCUCUUCAUGUUGCCACAAUCCUGACUGGACAUCACUAAGCCUCGUGCCCACAAGAGAAUCUUCCUCAUCUGCCAGGCCAAUGCCGGCCAAUCCUAAGGUGAACUACCUUCAAAAAGGGCUUUAUGGCUAUUUUAAAAAUAAACACUUCAACCCAACAAGAGAAGUCUGUACACAUAAACAGCCUUCCAUAUGCAUUGCUGAUGCCAAUCGGAGCUCCACCGAAUAGCAUGUAUCCAUCCUUUCGAUGCGGAUUUGGAUCCAUCCUUUCGACGCGGAUUCGGAUGGGGAAGCACAAUUGGCUCCAGGGCCACUCAUUGCUAUCCAUGUUUAGCUGGAGCAGGACCAAGGUUCAUAAAUACAAAUAAUUUAACUAUAAAGUGGUCUAUGCUUUACAAUUAAAAACAAAAAAACAGAAAAACCUUUAAAAGCCAACAAGAAUGCUGGGAGAUUUCCGCAACCUCAUUGUUGCUGAAUUGGCUGAUUCAGAUGCGGUUUACUAAACAUUCAGGUGCUUUUCACAUUCCAUUUUGAAAUAAAAUUACUGUAAGUGGUAAAUGCAGUCAACUGUAGCACAGUAAAACAAACUCAAUAGCCCCAAACUGCUGUUUAUGGUAAGUGUAAUCCUCUCUACAUUCCAAAGGUGUCUUAACCAAGAUCUUCCUUCCUGCUUUGCAAUGAUUCUGUUUUGCCAGCUCCCCGUCCCCCACCUCUAAACUGUACUGUGUAUUAACUGCCAGAGGAAAAUAAUAUGCCGCCAAUUUAAAAGUAGCUUUUAGGUACAUACAAAUAUUGCUCUAAGUACCAGUCAUUCUCUCCACUGUAUUGCUGCCUGUUAUACAAACAAAGGUCAAAAUAUAGAUAUUUCAGUAUUUUAUGGGCAUUGGUUUCAAAGUUCAACUUUACAGGACCGUUUCCAACUCCUUUCAGCUAUAAACUGGGCUAGGCAAGGCUUGUUAGUAUGGAUUCAUAACCAGAUGGAGACCAGUGGGCCGAUCUGGCCACCAUUACAGGAGGUCAAAGUCCUGUUUGUUUUGAGCAACGAGUUGCCAGACUUCUGUUAGCCUGAAGAGAGGCACAGCAUUCGGCUUCUAGGGCUGCAACAAUAAUGUCUGUGGCAGAAUCGAAUGAGACCAGCCAUAUGAAGGUAUUCAGAAAUCAGAAAUUCACAUUCCAAAUCAUGUUGGUAGUUCAGGCUGGAAGUGGGUAUCAUUUGUAGGGCCUGAGGAGUAUUCAGGAGAAGGAAACUCUGCUAGCUAUAUCUAGAUGCCAGUCCCCUUAGGCCUAUCAUAGAAAUUGAUUUAUGAUCAGACAGAAACUGGUAUUGUCAUAGUAAGAGGGAGAUAAAUGACUGUAAAGUCUACUCUAACCACACCAUCAUAGGAACACAGGCAGCUGCCAUAUACUGAGUCAGACCACUGGUCUAUCUAGUAUUGUCUUCACGGACUGGCAGUGGCUUCUCCAAGGUUGCAGGCAGGAAUCUCUCUCAGCCCGAUCUUGGAGAUGCUGCCAGGGAGGGAACCUGGAACCUUCUGCUCUUCCCAGAGUGGCUCCAUCCCCUUAGGGGCAAUCUCUUGCAGUGCUCACACUUCUAGUCUCCCAUUCAUAUGCAACCAGGGCAGACCCUGCUUAGCUAAGAGGACAAGUCAUCCUUGCUACCAGAAGACCAGCUCAGGAGUUCUCAAACUUGAGUCCCCAGCUCUUGGACUACAAUGGCCACUGUGGCUGGGGAUGACGGGAGUUGUAGUCCAACAACAGCUGGGAGCCCAAGUUUGAGAACCCCUGACUCAAGAGGAUGUUAUUUCUCCAAGGACAUAUUUCCCUUUCACAAGCAGUGUGAAAUCAGAUCCCACACAAGCGGUAAUGAGUGGUAAUAUUCGUUUCGCAAUGUCCCUGCCAAUCGGGGCUAGCCCAAAUGCGCCAGCAUCCCCAACAGUCCCCUGGGGUGGCAACAUUUUAGGGAUUCCAAACAAAGCAGCGUUUAGGGUGCUAAACAGGAGCCAGGAAUUACACCCACCGAGAGCUGCUGACAGUGCAUGCACACUCCCAGUCUUUGACCAAGGGCUAUUCCUUGCUGGAUUCAUGGGUGGCUUAUGUGACUAUAUGCCGUUGUUCUUCCCCACCCCUGCCACCCAAGAAGCUAGGGAGCAAACCUGAGACCUUGUGCAAGCAAAACAUGCCCUGUCACGGCUAUUCAUGGACCCUCUCUGUAGAGGCUGCUGAUCUAAACUGACAGGGGCUCAUCUCUUAAAGCUACUUACAGUAUCAGAACUCUCAAGUGCAUUCAGGGCAGGAUUGGGGCCUUAGCAAAGUAAACAGCAGGGAAAGUAGCAUCCAUAUCUAUUUGGGACGUUGCUAAUUUGGAAUUUGGUGGCUUCUGUCUACCUAUUUGGGACAUUGCUAAUUUGAGAUUUGGAGGAAGUAUGAACAAUGCUUCAGAGAUUAUUUAAAAAAAACAUGAUUUCCGUUCCUUUCAAUUUCAUAAAUAAUAGUAAACAUAAAACAAAACACUCAGGGCUUGCUAAAAACAGUCUCUUUCUGGAGAUAGAGAGCACACAAAACCUCAUUUUAGCAACCGUUUCACCCGUCAUUAUUACUGUAAAUAGAAUCCAGCAUUUGAUGUCAAUUCUAUUUUGGAUUUUUAAAUGAAAAGGGGUUCAUACGAUCAAGAUUAAAGAGCAGAUACAUUUUCCCCUCUGUGAUUGUGUGCGCACACACACUUAAAAAUAAAUAAAUCAAGACUAUUUGAUUCUAUGUAGCAGCUAUUCGUAAACCUAUCAGAACCUCCUGAGCAAAAAAUGCUAAAGCAUUUCUCUCUGGGGACGUUCAGCUUCCUGCUUCUUUGGCUGUGCUUGCUCUAGUGCAUACUUGGAGAACUUGUUGUGCGCUGGGCACAUGGGCCACUGAACACACACGCCUGACUUGUGCUGCGGGUGUGUGUGUGUGUGCUGAUGCACAGCCAACCCAUGCAGUGGGCCCGUUUCUGCAAUGGGCGAGGAGGACAGUAUCGUUGGUGAGCUCUCCUGUCCCAGACUGUCUCUCCUUCAACAUGCGCAGUUUCAUCUACAGGACCACCCUCACAGCGGUGGGUGCUAUUGUCGGUGCAGGCGCUGUCUUGGGGUAUUCUCCAGUCCAGUCUAAUAAGCAAUAUGGAGAUUUCUUGACAGAGACCCCACAAUGGUUCGUGUGUGUGCUCAGAAAGGAUAGAUUCAGACAAAGCCAAGGAUGCAGCAGAGACAUCAUUGGCUUGUUUGUUUUUUAAGUGGUGGGUGCUCAGAGCUCUCCAAUGAAUAAUCAUUGCACUAAAAAACAACAAUCCUGGGUGAAUUAACUACGACAGUGUCCAUCUGCAUCUAACCGAUGGCAACUGCGGAGGCUCACCUAUGCUGGGCAAUAUGCAUCAUGCAAUCCCAAUGGCCUUAUUGUAGCAGCAGUCUGGAAAAGACCCAAAUUGGAGCUGGGUCUACACCAAAUGCAGAUCCAAGGGCAAGAUCGAUGCUGCACUGUGCUGCCUGUGGCUGAAUGCUUCCCCCAAAAUACAUUCUUGGGCCACAGAAAACUAGAUUACCAGGGAAAGGGUUCCAGCCUAGGCUAGUUUCCCACGGCUUCUUUUUUGUGGAGGAACAUUUGAAAGCUACGCCUUCCCCACCACACACACACACACACACACACACACACACACACACACACACACACCCCUGCAGGCAAAGUGGUACAGUCCAGGGACAGUUUUACUCUGUGUAGAACAGGUGCUGGAUUCAGCUCUACAACUAAGGUGGUGGACUGCAUAACUACAGAGAUAUUUGGAUGGGGGGCGGAGGGCAUAUGUUUGAAGGCACUGAUGGAUUAUUGAUGCAUGGGCAGUUUGUGGAUCAUCAGCUUCUGGAGCACAUAUUUCAUGCAUGUUCCAGGUGAAAAUCUGGAACAUGGUGGGGUGGCGACUGCCAUGUAUGUCACGGGCAUACAGAGCAUUCAGACGAACCACUGUCAAACUGAAUCCGUUCCCCCACCAAACCAAACCAAAGCACCCAGUGCCUUCUCUGCCACUGUCACCUUUUUGUUUGCAUACACUGUCAGAAAACUUGGGGAACCACAGUGUGUGAGCGUGUUAAUAUGUAGCCUAGCUCUUCAAGGGCUGGGCUCAUAUGACAGACCACCUAGAAGAAUUCUAGGCAGCAGGGCUCCGUGAUCCGGGACGUCUCAUUUUCCAUCUGCUAGCUCGGUUCUCCUUGCUUCUGCCUUUGCCACUUUCACUUGGUAACAGUUUACAAUUGCGUUUUGGGACAGGUAUAUUGAAGUGUAUAUAUAGAUAGCUAAACAUAUGGGUUUUUUGUACUUUACACAUUUUUUACUGUAAUGUUGGCCUUCUUUACUGCAGUCACCUAGAGGAAACUUCCAACUUGGCUGUCUCGUUCUCACAACACAAUUGGAGUGUUUGGAAAUAUAGACGCCAGGUCAAGUGUAGGAUCAAGCUGCAGGGCGUGGGCCCAGAAGGCCCUCGCCCACCUCUAGGUGAUUUGAAUUCAUGCUUCGCUUUGUCCAGGCAAUUGUGAUAAGAAUUCUAGGAGGUAAAUGGUGUGAGCUAUGCAUUCCUCCGGAAACAUGUUUUAGGUAGUCAAGUGUAAGGAAAACAAGUGCUCUAUAUAGCGAUAAAGCUUGCUUUCUCAUAAUCUUUUGUUGUGAUAAUUUAACCAAGGAACCCCUCCACACUGAUUUCCUGAUGUGCAAUUACUCCCAUGUAGAACUUGAACAAUGCAAAAAAAAAAAAUUGGGAGCAAGCCACUGGGAAUUUCUGAGCGGGUUACUCUUGGGAGUCAAGCUAUACUAUCAGCAGAACCAAGUGGAAAAUAUUUCCCUGCACUGCAUAUGGGGCGGUGAAGGCAGUCUGCGUGAUGGCGGGUUCCCCAGGAAGGCCCCUCCCCUGGCAGUAGCAUGCCAAAGAGAAGGGAUCAACCUAACCUUCUCCCUGAAAUGCAAUUUUAAUUUGUGCAGGGAAUUUUGAUUACGGAGAAGUGUUCUAACAUGCAACUCCGAAGCUGAAGUGGCACCAUCCAGGAAAAGCGUUACCACGGUAGCUGGCUGACUGUAUCAGCUGGCCCCCUAAGGAAUUAAGUUAAACAAAUGCUUGCUAACUUUUGUGGCUCUCACCUAGUCCAAUGGGCUGGUACAGAAGAAAUCACCAGUCUGCUGAGCCUGUGGAGUAUAGCAGGGUGUGGGGCAGAGAGCAGUCGGGUAGCCUCUUACAUGCCGGAGCUGGUAAGGAAGUCCAGGCAUGGUGUGGGAAAGAGCCGGCCCAUCUUUAUUUCUCCCCCGGGCGUCCAAGUACAGUAUAUGCAGAGACAGACCCAUCUCCCUCCCACUCUCAAGGACAGGCGUCUUUGGAACCAUUAUGGGUCUUCACUGAAGAACAUCUAGUGACAGGCCUGGCCAAAACUCCAGGUACAAACGGCUUUGAACUUGGGAGAAGUGUUCUUCUGUGGCUUGGGGCUGGUCUACACAUCACGCCUAAUGCCUAAAAUGGCCGCCACUUAUGAACUCGGCCCCAUCAUUGUUGUAGGUACAUGUAGCACAAGGUCAGGCAGCCAUUUCAGGCAGGGGGCGGCAGGGGCUGUUGUCCGGCCCCCUGCCAUGGCCCUUGCCUCUCUGCCACUGCCUCUCCUCUCCCCGCUGUCUCCCCCUCACUCCUCCUCUUCCUCUCCUUCUGCUCCUCCCACUGCCAGCCAGUGCGCAACACACACACACACACACACCAUCCCACCACCGCUGUUCUUCCCCUCUCCUAGAUAAGAGGGGUAGUGGAGAUGGGCCACACCGCUGGGAGGGCAGAUUGGUGAGCAAUGUGCUCUGUGCGCUGCUGGGAAGGGGUGGAGGUGCAAGAGCAGUGAGCAGCAGCAGCAGCAGGCAUGCACCAUGCGCCGUCCAGGGCUGGGUGGUGGCAGCCCCUUGUUGCUCUGCCUCAGGCACCAAGGGGGCUUGGGCCAGCCCCAGUGCAGCACCACCGCCAGGCAAUGCCUCCUAGUUCACAUCAGCCCCUUUCCUAGAGCACAUGGCGUUGUCCUGGCUAUGCGCCAUGUGAGGAGGAGGAAGCAGGACAUGAUUAUGGGUGGGACACUGGAUUUGUGUCCAGGGAAAAAUCCUUUGCUUGUCUUCCGCACUUGCUAGCUUGGCCUUUCCUGCAAUUGCCAGCCUUUUCUUUCCCACCCCUUUGAGAUCUCCCUCCUUGUCUCAAAGUUUAUAUCCGUAAGCUCACUGAGGCAGGACUCUACCUGCUUUGCUUAUGUUACUCAGUAAAGGGCCCGAUGCACAGAUGGCACCCCAUUGGUAACAGAUAGCAACAACGGGGACCCGUUAUCACACCAAGGUGCUUUUGCAUGGCAAGGGAAGACCAUCCUCAAGUCCCCUCUCUGCUGAAGCUAUAACUGUGUGGAGUUACUUGUGCAUAAAUAUAUAUAUAUAGAGAGAGAGAGAUAAAUAUAUACUCUGUGUAUGAGUACAUGAAUGGAAGUAUGUGGAUUACACACGUUUACAUCUAUAUUUUCACCUGGGGCUGAAAGACAACCGUUCUGGUCAAUUUCAGCUCAACCCAUUUUCUCAACAGCACCUCAGUACUUUCAUUGGUCACUUUUGGGGAUUUUUUAUAAUGAAUCACUACAUUGAAGUAUUGCAGUUGUACAGCCAUAUAUUGUCCUCUACUUGCUCUGCUGUAACCUUUUAAAAAAUGUAUUUUGUACUGCAUAGAGUUCUAUAUUGUGACAAUGUCCCUAUGCAAGAAACAAAAAGACAGACAACUAACCAAUGUCAAAUGUCAACUUGUAUGCAUGAUUAGUGAUGUUUGAAUUUCUGAAUAAAAUUAAUGAUUAAGAAAGA